This is a messenger RNA of Dipodomys spectabilis (banner-tailed kangaroo rat), 1118 nucleotides long. RefSeq names its product clarin 1 (gene Clrn1). Gene Ontology annotation, biological process: sensory perception of sound; equilibrioception. Bases 1 to 699 code for a protein of 232 amino acids. The transcript is spliced from 3 exons. NCBI's taxonomy places the organism in Eukaryota, Metazoa, Chordata, Mammalia, Rodentia, Heteromyidae. The record is from RefSeq and is a predicted model, not a curated record.
AUGCCAAACCAGCAGAAGAAAAUCCUGUUUUGCAUGGCGGGCGUGCUGAGCUUUGCGUGUGCCCUGGGCGUGGUGGCGGCCCUGGGGACACCGCGGUGGAUGAGAGCCACCUUCCUCUGCACCACCGGGGCCCUGCUGGUCAACGCCUCGGGGCCGGAGCUGGACAAGUUCACCGGUGAGGUGCGCUACGGGCUCUUCCACGGAGAAGGCGUGCGGCAGUGCGGGCUCGGGGCCAGGCCUUUCCGGUUCUCAUUUUUCCCAGACCUGCUGCGGGCGGUGCCGGUGAGCGUCCACAUCAACGUCCUUCUCUUCACCACGAUGCUCGCGGUCCUCACCACGGUGGUGGCCGGCUUCUUCAUGUACAACGCCUUCGGCAAGCCCUUCGAAGCCCUGCACGGCCCGCUGGGCUUGUACCUCCUGAGCUUCAUUUCAGGGUCCUGCGGCUGUCUGGUCAUGAUCCUGUUUGCCUCGGAGGUGAAAAUCCACCACCUCUCAGAAAAAAUUGCAAACUUCAAGGAAGGGACGUUCGCCUACAGAACGCAGAGUGAAAGAUACACCACCUCCUUCUGGGUCGUUUUCAUGUGCUUCUUUGUUCACUUUUUGAACGGGCUCCUGAUCCGGCUGGCUGGGUUUCAGUUCCCUUUUGCAAAAUCUAAAGACGCAGAGACAACUAACGUGGCUGCAGACUUAAUGUACUGAAAAGCCUGUGCUUCUGUAAUUUUCCCAGUAAGGGACUGAACUUGCUUUACAGUUAAUUCCACCCAUCCUUUCAGAGUGCAUAAAGUACCAAAACCCUCUGUGAAGCUGUUUCCAACUGCCCUAUGGACUCCAGCUACAGGUUCGAGAACAGAAGGCAGGCUUUGAAAGGUCGCUCUGCCUGGUGGGAAAUGCUUGACCCGGGAAGUCCAGGGAGGUUGGCCGGGAUGGAGAAAUGGCGGCGGCACAGACAUGGCCAUGCUGGAGACACCUGUCCACUCAGGGGGACCAAGAGGCCCAGGAGGGCAUUUGAACAAGAGACAAUCUCUGAGCGACCCACGUAUCUGUUGACACAGAGAUGGAAUUGCUUUCCUAAAAUAGUAAUGCAUUAAAUGAGCAUCUCUAGAAUGUACCAAUUUGCA